Molecule: messenger RNA, 1994 nt
Organism: Bactrocera latifrons
Lineage: Eukaryota; Metazoa; Arthropoda; Insecta; Diptera; Tephritidae
Exons: 2
Coding region: 1200-1343 (47 amino acids)
Source: RefSeq, a predicted model, not a curated record
UCUGUGAUUGCUUGAUUGUGUGGGCUCUGGGGCAGCUUAAUGUGAGCCAAUGGGCGCAUAAAGGAUCAAGUGAAGAGAUAACGAAGGAAAGUGAAAAUAAAUAAACAAAUAAAUACGUGAAAACAGCUGUGCGGCUUAAGAGUGUGUGCGCGUAACGGUACAUUUAUAUAGUUGACUGGUGUGGUUUGCGUGCCGCAGGUGCGGCGCGGUGAUUGGUUUGUGGCGUCUGCAUUUCAGUCGGCUUUUCCGCUUGAUUCGCUGGAUUACCAGCAAAGCCGCAACUGGCAUGAGGUUCUUAAAUUAAUGAGCGCAUAUGCACCUAAAAACUUGGGCAUUGCGACCGAGCGUCCACACGCACACUCAACGGAAUUAGAGCUUAAUACAAUAACACUAAUAAUAUUUGGUUCAGAUUAAGCACACAUGAGCGGCUCGAGCGGUUCGAGCGGUUUACCUAACGCAACCGAGCAUCAUCAGUCACAGCGCCCGAAGUGCCGGGCAAAAAGCGAAAGGAUAAUUUUCGAGUGUUAACCACAGCCGGAGGACAUUUAACACAUCAGCGACUUUUGGUCUCGAUCGUACUAACAACCUGGUAGAGAGGAAAGUAGAACAAACACCCUAACGGGUUGACUGGAUACAUAAAAAAGCGUAAGAAAAAACGUUUGCGACUAGAAAGCGGAAGGCGGAAGACAUCCACUGAGCAGCUUGAACAGAAUCUUGAGCGCAACAGACACGCCUUGUGAUUGGCAAAGGCAACACCUGCCCCAAUAAAUUCAAGUAAAGCAUAGCUUUAGCAGAGUCAUAAGCAUAGACCACGCGUGGAUUCGUUGAACUCAUCCGAACGCACCGACAACAGUGGCUGCAGCGGUUCCAAUUCAGCGCAGGUUUCCGCCCGCAAGCGGGGAACGUAUUAUCACUGCCCUUAUUAUCCGCCACAUCUUUGCCACUUGAAGCGAUAGCAGCUGCGAAUAUAUCCUUUGAGCGCGCCACAUUGCAUCAAAAAAAGAGCAGCGCGCGCGGUAUCCUCUGAUAUUCCACGAACUAUUCUCUGCUCGCACUGCGCACCACCAAAAGGCAACGCACGUUCUACAAAUAAGCUUUGCGGCUAACGCGCUCGAGCUUCCGCCUCACUGCGCCGCGCCACCAGGUACACUAAGCAACGCGCACGCACUACGUACAACGAAUUGGGUCGACGUGUCGGCAUGGUGCGCGACAUCUUUCUAUAUAUUCUUUUAAUUGUUUUAUUUUGCCUGAUUUUCAUGGCGCAAUUGCUGGUGAACGUUUACGCCUUUCAACGACAGCCGCCCACCACGAAGUCAGAUCGCGCCGAUAUUAGUUUUGUAUAAGCUUGCCGCAGAACGUGACACAUGAGUUGCGCGGAGGUCGCGCGAUUGAAGAGCAAGACGACAGAGGCGCUAACGCGCGGUCAAUGGGCACAAACUGACCACAAGAAAGUGUUUAAACCACUGAGAGUGCUGUUGCGCUGGUGUAUGCACAAAAACAAAAGAACAAAUCCGCGUUGCAACGUUUCGCUUAAUCAGGCCGACAAUCAGGUCGCGCGCUGAAGCCAUCUCUGUAAGUGCGCAGAAUGUCGGAUUACGGCGGCGUCGGCGGCCACAGCGGAAUGACUGUGUGGAUUAAUUAUGGCACAAGUGUAUCCUGCAGCAAAGUCACGGUUUCAAUUAAAUGUCAGCACAACAAAGAGAAGUGGGCACUUCGCUUGGAUAAGAGCUGUGACGCGACGCGUUGCAAGCGCCGGUGAGGAGGCAGCACGAAAAUGCGGAACUUGAGCUAAUUAAGAUUUACGGGAAACAGAAAAAAUUAACUAAAAAGCAACAGUAAAUGUAAAAUGACAGAGAGAACGACGAGCAACGACUAAUGAAAAACAAAACAAAACUACGAAGUUAAACGAAUUUCAGCGCGAUGACAUUAAAUGCAUAAAUUCAUGAAGUGUAAACAAAUAAAACCACAAAUGACAUUCCGGAAACUAUAAAUAU